AUGGCUGUACCUUCAGAUACUCUGGAUAUCAUUACAGUUGGAAAAUACUCUGACCAGCGAAAAAAACACAGCAGAGUGUCCAUCUCAGACGACAGUGCACAGCAAACAUUCACUGUGACUAUGACGAGCAUAUCGGCGACUGAUGCUGGUUCUUACUGGUGUUGUAUCGAACUCAGUGGGCCAGAUGUUAAACAGCACCUUGAGUUACAGGUCACAGAAGGUGCUCCUGAUCUUUAUGUGAAGAAUCAGACGGUCACUGCCAGUGAGGGCAGUAGUGUGUUGAUUUCCUGCUUUCAUCAAAAUCAGAAACCUAAAAGGUGGUGUAAGCUUCGUGGGGAAUGUGGGAAGGAAAGCAUGCAUGGAGCCACAGUUGAGCUCAUUGACUCAGACAAAUGUCUUAAAGUUAACAUUAGUAAUCUGAGGAUGGAGCACACUGGAUGGUACUUUUGUGCAGUGGGGGAUCUACAGAUGCCUGUUUACAUCUCUGUGACAACGAAAUUACCUGCUCAGACAACAGCACUCAAUCAGCCCAGGUAA
Molecule: messenger RNA, 537 nt
Organism: Colossoma macropomum (tambaqui)
Lineage: Eukaryota; Metazoa; Chordata; Actinopteri; Characiformes; Serrasalmidae
Exons: 4
Coding region: 1-537 (178 amino acids)
Source: RefSeq, a predicted model, not a curated record